AUGGACAACCAUCCCGACGGGCGGGGAGUAAAGCGACCCCAGGCGGGCGUAUCGCCGGAGCCCAUCGAAGCGCCGCUGAAGCGUGCGAGGGCCCCAGAAGCAACGACACCGACACACGCUGCCACGUCGACCGUCACGGCGGGCUCCGAUCCCGCGGGAGUGCCGGCGAACAUCGUAUACCCUUCGGCGUCUACCCUUGACCCCUACCUGUCGAUGGGACGCUCGCGCGUCUUCGCCGCACAAUACGAGGAGAUGCACCACUUCCAGUGGUUCGUUCAGACCAACGACACCAUUGAGGGUAUCCUCGCUGAGCAUACCAUUGAGACCCCUUCGGAGCGCACACCUUGGGCAAUGUUCCUCGCAUUGAGCAACGAACAUCACGCCGCCAACAGCGAAAUUGGCCGGCUACGUCAUGAGGUGGGGGUGGCCCAAAGUUCGGCCAUCGAAGCCUAUGCCAGAGGCCGCGCAGCGCAGCGCGAUGACGUCCGGCGCCUGGAGGACCGCAACACCCGACAGCGGACGAUGAUUUUCAACCUCGAGAGACGGCUGGAGGAGAAGGCCGCUGACAAUCAACACUUGGAGCUCGCGGCACAGCAAGCUCGCACCUCGUACCAAAGCGCUACCGAGGACCUGCGGAUCGAGCGCGAGGCUCAUGCCAGGACUCAGACCCUUCUCUCGCAAGCUCGCGCGUUCAUCGGAUACAUCAUGAGCGGCUUCAAGGGCGGUGUAAAUCGCGCAAUGGUUGCAGCUGCGCAAUCCCUCAAUUCGCAGGACUCCUAG
This is a messenger RNA of Peniophora sp. CBMAI 1063, 780 nucleotides long. The record is from the annotation of a GenBank genome assembly. NCBI's taxonomy places the organism in Eukaryota, Fungi, Basidiomycota, Agaricomycetes, Russulales, Peniophoraceae.